Molecule: messenger RNA, 4818 nt
Organism: Leptosia nina
Lineage: Eukaryota; Metazoa; Arthropoda; Insecta; Lepidoptera; Pieridae
Source: the annotation of a GenBank genome assembly
AUGGAUAAAUUAGUGAAAAGAGUAAAAGAAUGGAAGGGUGUAUCCAGGAACCAAGACCAGGAGUUGAGUAGGAGUCAAUACUCGUUGGUGUCAACUGGUGAGCUGACUGCAGAAGCUCUGCAGGUGUGGCUCAAACUCCCGAAGAAGAUCAAGUACGAUCCAGAUUUGGAACCGUUUCAGAAGAAAUACGAGAAUGAAAUCGCAAAAUCGGACAGCAUACCCCUGGAACAGCAAAAUGGGAAUCGUGAGACCAAACGGCUGCCCUCGGUCAAGUCAGCACCGCACCUCAAUAAUAAUCGAGAGGAGAAGGAGAAAUGUCCUGAUGCUGUCGAGAUACAUCCACAGAAAGACAAUUGCCUUGGCGAAAAAUCGUCAGAAAGACAAAGUAAGAUCCAAUGUGCCAGACAUUAUAUCAAGAUGUCUUUCUUGCUUGCCUGCUGGGUCUUCUUUACUCUCGUCUUCCUCAUGUACAAUGAAAAGGAGCACAUUGUGAGAAACAGUAAUUUAAACCCAGGGGAAAUCAAGACAUAUUCGCUAAACGUAUCAAAGACCGAUUUAGCAGUAUUCCUCCGGCUCAAAGGACCAUUUGUUUCGGAGCAAACUAAAAAUAAAAUGAACGCCAGCGAAUUCGACGCUACACAGAAGAUGACUGUAUGGUUAGAACAGCUGAGCACCGGUCUGAUUUCAGAACAGUGGCCUAUUCCCCUCCAAGAAGCCGAUUUUGACUUCAUAGCUGGCGAAACGAGAUCGUCCGUUCUCAAGCUAUCAGCUAAGAACGCUUCGGAUAUGGCACUGCGCAUGAAGACGACGUCCAAUCAGAGCGCCCCCUUCAGUAUUACAUACACGAUAGAUCCUAUAGACCCAACUACAGGCGUUAUUUAUGCGUGCGCGCUGCUCUGCGGGUUGUAUGUCUUGAUUAUUUUUGAGGUUGUAAACAGAACAAUGGCAGCUGUAAUCAUAGCCACCACAGCGCUAGGAGUCAUCUCCAUGUUGGGAGAACGACCCUCGCUACCCGAACUGAUUUCCUGGCUGGACGUCGAGACUCUUCUCUUACUCUUCAGCAUGAUGAUCCUCGUCGCCAUCAUGGCGGAGACCGGCAUGUUUGACUUCUUGGCUGUAUACACAUUUGAGGUAACCAAGGGAAAGCUUUGGCCUCUCAUAACGGUGCUGUGUGCGAUCACUGCGUUCCUUUCGACGUUUCUGGACAACGUCACCACAGUUCUACUCAUGACGCCCGUCACCAUAAGGCUAUGUGAAGUCAUGGAUAUGGAUCCAGUUCCAAUACUGAUGUCAAUGGUGCUGUUCAGUAAUAUUGGAGGAACAGCUACUCCUGUCGGUGACCCGCCAAACGUGAUCAUCGCAUCUAACAAGGCAGUGGUUCAAGCUGGCAUAAAUUUCACAAACUUCACAAUGCAUAUGACGCUCGGCAUCGUGUUGGUCUGUGUUCAAACGUACUUCCAAUUGCGUUUCAUCUAUAGAGACACGAACAAGCUACGUCUGAAUGUACCUAGAGAUAUACAGGAUCUUCGUCAUCAGAUUUCAAUAUGGCGGCGCGCGAUUGAGUCUCUACCCCACUUGAGCAAAGACACGCACGUGGUAAGAGAAAGACUUGAGAAGAAGAUGCGAAAACUGACAGCCCGACUAGAAGUGAUGGUCAAGGAGAGUAGCAAGAGAGUCUGUCCGAAAGACACAUUUCAUACCACUUUGAUGCAACUGAAGGAUAAGUACAAGAUAAGAGACAAGUUGCUGCUGCUAAAGUCGACGAUAGCGAUCUCCUUCGUCGUCGUUGUCUUCUUCCUGCACUCUAUACCGGAACUUAAUAGAGUUUCCCUUGGUUGGACUGCGCUCCUGGGAGCAAUCCUGCUGCUGACGUUAGCUGAUAGAGAAGACCUGGAACCCAUCCUGCACAGAGUGGAGUGGUCCACACUGCUCUUCUUCGCUGCGCUCUUCAUUCUAAUGGAGGCGUUAACAAAACUAGGUCUGAUUGAGUUUAUAGGGGGCCUCACUGAGGCACUUAUACUGAAAGUCGACGAAAGCGCAAGAUUGGCUGUUGCCCUAAUUCUGCUAUUGUGGGUUUCAGGCGUGUCUUCAGCGUUCGUAGACAACAUACCACUCACUACGAUGAUGGUUAGGGUGGUGACUGCGCUGGGCUCGAACCCAGCGCUCAAUUUGCCCAUACAACCGCUUAUAUGGGCAUUGUCCUUCGGCGCUUGUUUAGGAGGCAACGGCACGCUGAUCGGCGCAAGUGCAAAUGUGGUAUGCGCAGGAGUCGCCGAGCAGCACGGCUACAGAUUCACGUUCAUGCAGUUCUUUAAAGUGGGUUUUCCAGUUAUGAUCGGCCAUCUUGUUGUGGCCACCGCCUAUCUUCUCCUGUUUUCGUUUUGGUUUUCGAGAAGACUGUAUACAUAUGUGCAAGCGCAUCUUCUGUUAAACAACACCUCGAACAGCGAUAUAGCCAAAUGCCUCACAAUGGAUAAUCUGUGGUGUCACAAGAAAUCUCAAAACCGGGAAUUGAACCGGAGUACCUAUUCCCUUGUUUCGUGUGGUGACGUCACAGCGGAUACUUUGCAGUCGUGGAACGAAUUGCCAGAAGAGAUUAAGAAGGACCCCUCGUUGGAUCAGAUAAGGCAAAAAUGCGAAGAGCUUGGAGGAGACCUAAAUCAGACGCUAAAUGGAAGCCGAAAAGCCAAAUCUACGAUAAACUCAGACCCAAUAAUAGAAGAUUUGUCACCCAAAAGUGGCGUCGAAGAAUUUAUUUUGGAUGACGUCACUUGUAGUGAUAGAGAAACCAAUGAUUCACCCAGUAAUAGAAAGAAUAAAGCGCAAUCUAAAAGAACGUGGCAUUAUAUAAAAAUGACAUUACUACUCGGCUGUUGGGUGUUCUUUACUGGCGUGUUUCUGACGCACAACGAGAAACAUGAAGUUUUCAAAACUACCGCCGUUUUACCAGAUCAGAUAAAUAAUUAUUCCUUAAUAACUAGAAAUGCAGACUCAAUAUCAGUCAAAUUAAUUGGACCGUUUCUAACGUCUCAGAUGGAACGAAAUCUAAACGUCACUGAUUAUGAAGCGAGGGAAAGAAUGGUGGUAUGGCUUGAAGGUUCUACUGAGGUAUCAUCUCCUUGGAACUUAACGCUCUCAAACAAUCUAAAUUAUAAUGAAGGAGAGACGAGAUCACACAUUUUCCGCCUAAAUAGCACAGAUUAUAUUUUACGAUUGCGCACAACGGCAUCUACAGUUACCGCGUUUAAACUUAGUUAUAGUUUGAAUCCACUAGAUGCCGCUACUGGUGUUAUUUAUGCGGUUUUGUUGUUAUGUGGAUUGUAUGUACUGAUUAUAUUUGAGAUUAUAAAUAGGACGAUGGCUGCCCUUUUAGUAUCCACAACAUCAUUAGCUGCUCUGGCUUUAGUUGGCGACAGACCAACACUACCUGAGCUGAUAUCCUGGUUGGACGUGGAAACUUUGCUGCUACUCUUCAGCAUGAUGAUACUGGUUGCAAUCAUGGCGGAGACUGGGAUAUUUGACUUUUUGGCUGUUUUCACGUUUGAGGUUACAAAAGGCCGACUCUGGCCAUUGAUAUUUCUUCUGUGCAUUAUAACGGCUGUUUUGUCCACGUUUUUGGAUAAUGUGACGACUGUGCUACUGAUGUCACCGGUUACUAUAAGGCUAUGUGAAGUUAUGGAGUUAGAUCCAGUACCGAUAUUAAUGUUCAUGGCGAUAUAUAGUAACAUUGGUGGAACAGCGACACCUGUUGGUGACCCACCGAACGUGAUCGUCGCUUCGAACAAGGCUGUUAUUCAGGCUGGAAUCAAUUUCACGAACUUCACAGCCCAUAUGUCACUUGGUGUCGUCUUCAUUCUCGUACACACGACAUUGCAAAUUAAAUAUAUUAUGUACAGAGAUGUAAAUAAACUCCGAGUCAAAGUGCCUAGAGAAAUACAAGAAUUACGUCAUCAAAUUUCAAUAUGGCGCCGCGCGGCAGAUUCCCUCCCACAUUUGAGUAAUGGCGUAAAUAUUGUUAGGGAACGAUUGGAAAGAAAGAUCAUUAAACUGAACAAGCAGCUUAACGCCAUGGUGAAAGAGAGGAACAAACGUGCAUGCCCUAAAGACACUUUUAAAAGCACAUUGGAGGAGUUAAAAGGGAAGUACAAAAUCCGCGAUAAGGGUCUACUUGUUAAGUCCACAGUAGCUAUAGUCUUUGUCGUUACUGUAUUCUUUCUACACUCCAUACCAGAGUUGAACAGGGUUUCAUUGGCAAUGACGGCUCUGCUCGGCGCCAUCUUGUUAUUGACGCUGGCUGACCGCUCGGACAUCGAACCUAUACUACACAGAGUGGAAUGGUCCACAUUACUCUUCUUUGCUGCACUAUUUGUACUUAUGGAGGCUCUAUCUAAACUAGGCUUGAUCCUGUACGUCGGAGGUCUAAUGGAACUACUCAUUCUACAAGUCGAUGAAAGUUACCGAUUGGCAGUUGCACUCAUGUUGAUUAUAUGGGUAUCCGGUACAAUAUCAGCGUUCGUAGACAACAUUCCACUGACAACGAUGAUGGUGCGAGUGGUGGUAUCUAUUGGUACCAAUCCCAAAUUGAACUUACCGAUGGCACCACUUAUUUGGGCGUUGCUGUAUGGAGCUUGCUUGGGCGGCAACGGUACGUUAAUCGGUGCAAGUGCGAAUGUCGUCUGCGCAGGAGUGGCCGAACAACACGGCUACAAGUUCACCUUUGUGAAGUUCUUCAAAGUGGGCUUUCCCAUCAUGAUUGGACAUUUGGUCGUGUGCUCUUUGUAUUUGUUAGUUUGUCAUUGUGUUUUUGAAUGGCAUUAA